This is a messenger RNA of Jatropha curcas, 805 nucleotides long. NCBI's taxonomy places the organism in Eukaryota, Viridiplantae, Streptophyta, Magnoliopsida, Malpighiales, Euphorbiaceae. The record is from RefSeq and is a predicted model, not a curated record.
UAAAAUAUUAUUUUUUUUAUUUUAAUAUUGGGUACAAUUUGAAACUAGGGUGCUAUUGUAACUAAAGUUAAAGUUCAAGGUACUAGGAAAAUAAAGCUAAAUUUAGGGUAAAAUUAAAACUAUCCACAUAAUUUUGGGUUUUUUUAAUGAUUUAGCCCUUAAAUUUAAAAGGGAAAUUGAACCUUAUUAAUAUUAUUAUGGAAAUUAUAGUAGAGUAGUUUACAAAAAUGAAAUAAUCAAAAUAAAAUAAAAUCACAUCCUCUAAGAAUCUUUAUGGUUAAAAUAAGCUAAAUUGAGAGAAACUAAUUCAAAUAUACACAUUUGAAUUAUAUCCAUAGCACCUCCCUGAAGCUGGUGGCCUUUGUAAUAAUUAGAACUUGUUUUGAAUAUAAUAGGGUAAUGUAAUCAAAUUCAUUUUUAUUAUAAUCAUAUUUGCAUUAAUUGACAUGUACAAUCAAAAAUUAAAUCUUUUGUACUCUUUUUGUGUUGAUGCAGAAUUAGGAGUGGUGUUUGUUAGAACCGUUGGAUUAAAAGACAUAUUUGGUUAUGCUAACGAGUUGAUUGCUGACCUGUAUACUAACCGAAUUCCCAAUGGCACGUCAAUAAGCUAUGCGGGAUAUUAUCUCUUGGGUGAGAAUAUUUAUAUCACACUUUUUCUUUUUUUUUCUUUUCUUUUUUUUUUUUGGAAGGGUUGGCUAUAAUGAUAAUCUAGGGCAUCUAAUCUAAUCCUUAUUAUUAAAUUCAAGGUUUCCAACACAUAAAAAUCCUUAAAGAAAGAAAGAAAGAAAAAAAUCCUUAAAAAAAA